AUGUUGGUGAUGGUGGUGGCAGUGCUGGUGAUGAUGAUGGUGGUAGAUGCAGUGUCAGUGGUAAUAGUGGUGGUGGAGGUCAUGGUGGUGGCAGUGCUGGUGAUGAUGGUAAUGGUGAUAGAGGUGGUGGUAAUGGUAGGUAGUGGUAAUGGUGAGAGAGGUGGUGGUGAUGGUGAUGGUGGUGGCAGUGCUGCUGCUGAUGAUAGUGGUGGUGGAGGUGGUGUCAGUGAUGAUAGUGGAGUGGUGGUGAUGAUGGUGGUAGUGGAGGUAGAGAUGGUGGAGGUGGUGGUGAUGGUGGUAGUUGGAGGUGGAGAUAGUGGAGGUGGUGGUGAUGGUGCUAGUGGAGAUGGUGGAGGUGGUGGUGGUGGUGGUGAUGGUAGUAGUGGAGGUAAAGAUGGUGGAGGUGGUGGUGAUGGUGGUAGUUGGAGGUGGAGAUAG
This is a messenger RNA of Loxodonta africana (African savanna elephant), 438 nucleotides long. RefSeq lists its product as uncharacterized. The record is from RefSeq and is a predicted model, not a curated record. Lineage: Eukaryota; Metazoa; Chordata; Mammalia; Proboscidea; Elephantidae. The transcript is spliced from 2 exons. Bases 1 to 438 code for a protein of 145 amino acids.